This is a messenger RNA of Anopheles moucheti, 2296 nucleotides long. Its product is annotated as protein brambleberry-like. The transcript is spliced from 3 exons. The record is from RefSeq and is a predicted model, not a curated record. Bases 275 to 1987 code for a protein of 570 amino acids. NCBI's taxonomy places the organism in Eukaryota, Metazoa, Arthropoda, Insecta, Diptera, Culicidae.
CGCGCGCAAGUUUCGUUCCUUUUUAUUUAAUUGCUGUUUAUUUAGUUCAGAGUUAAUUCAUUUCACGCCAUUAGAUUAAGUAAUAAACAGUUAAAUUAUUAUUUUGUAGGUAGAGUUUUACAAUGUUUCGAAGGAGUUCGUUUUUGACCCUGCUAGAGAGCUGAAGGUUAGCUCAGCGGGGGAGAGAUCACCAUUCGGUGUACAAAAAUAAAUUUCAACCUUGGGGUCAUUUGUGCGAAAAUCUUUUCCCUACGCCAGGAUCAAUGCGUACAACAUGUUGGUGAACAGCAAAAGUACGGCUUCUAUCAUUCUUUUACUGCUGGUCACAGGCUUAAGGCCAGCCACUGCUUCGUUUCUUGAAUAUAUAUGGCCAACAGAAGAGAACGGUGAUGCUUCAACGGCAGUGGAUUCUCUUCCUUCGGUACCGUACGAGCUAACCAAUGGUGAGGAAAGCUUUAUCCGAGAAGCUUCCAAAUGGAUCGGCACGCACCUCUCCAAACUGGAUCUCUGCCACCAUCGCAUUAUUUUGAAGUUGAAAAAAUCCUGCCACGAGCUAAACGCUGAACAGCUGGGAAAACUUUCUGUGUGGCUUCUCAACUGUCAGUCCGAUUCGGAAGGUCGUCCGGUGUUUCCCUGUACGGAUGAAAUGUCUCUAAGCCAGUGUACCGAAAGGAUGGAUCCUAAUACGUGGAACGCGUAUCAUUUAAUUACGAAUCGUGCGAAGGCGGUUUGUGCUAGCGUACGCCACGAACAGUUCCGUGGACUUACCGAGCUGACGGUAAAUAAGCUCAUGACUACGGCCCAUGAGCAGGUACGGCUAAUGGACGAACUGGCUGAGAGUCAGCAAAAGUUGCAAACAAUCUCAAAGAAAGUGGCUGACGAUACGGAAGGCAACAAUGAACGAAUAAUGCAACAACAGGGCGAUAUAAUGAAGCUAUCCGAGGUGCACCGUGCGAAGGUUGAGUCAAACUAUCGCGAUUUGUUGCGUGAAAAGGGUCUUAUAAAGGCUGGCCAACAAGAAGUCGCAAUGCUGUUGACCGAUCUACGCAAUCGCAUAGCCGAUAGUGUGAUCCAGUUGGAAAUACAAUCGAAGCAGAGCAAAGUGAACCACGACUCACUAUUAACUGACCUGGAGCGAUUGGAAGCGAAUGCGGCAGAAAUAGCGGCCAAAAUAGAACAAACUGGAGUUCACUUUACAUCACAUCAUCGUGCGGUAGAAGAACAGUACCGGUAUACAUUGGAGCAGGUGCAGCGCAUCAACGCCACGGUAGCCAAUAUGCUCGAAUCGCUCAAAAACCUGCAGCAAGAUUUUAACCGUCAGUUAGCUUGGCUGAUGGAAAAGAUCGGUGGUAGCGAAAACAUUCUCCCGAAGCUGAAUGUGAUCCUCAUGCACCUGGGCUACCUUUUACUGGGUAUGAUUUGUCUCGCAUUUGUCGGUGCGGACAAACUGUUGCGAGUUAUUUUUAUUGUUGCCGUGCCGGGAAAUCUGAUCGGUGGAUUGUUGGAAUUAUUCGAACCGGAUUUGCUGCGGCUAACGAUUGGAUUGGGAUGUGUAACUGUUGUAGAUUUAUUGGCACGCUCGGUUAUGAAAUUUAUCGCAUUGCGUGAUUCUUCAGCGGCAGCAGCAGUAGAAGAAACGCCAAAAAAUAGAAAUCGAAAUGUAAACGAACGUAGCUCUCCCAGUAGGCGAUCACGUCCCGCCCAUGAAAGUGAUGAAGAUGUCGAUGAAGUGUACGAUCAUGGUUCGAUGCAACGUAGGAAAAGUGUCACAAGGGAACAGUCGACCAGCUCCAACGGUUUGGAUUCCAUUAGACGAAGUGUUUCACGGUUUGGUGAUGAUUUUCGUAGACGUAGUGUAACUCCACUGGAGGCAUCAUUUGGCGAACGACAGCACUGUACCGCUAUAACGCUUCGUGGUGACCGUUGUCGAGGUUUUGCACUAGCUGGAACAGAGUUUUGCCGCCUGCACGAACCCAGAGGAUUGUGAAAGGUAAGUAGAGGUGGUAGUAUAAUUUUGGUUUAAGUUCGCUGAGUUUAUGUUUCAAAUAAUUGUUCCAUGAUUUGCUUUACCUCGCCGUUAAAAAAUACCUCAGGCAGAAUGAAUCAGGCAGUUCGGAAGGAUUGACAAUUAAAUUUAAUACUUUUUCGAAUUGAUUUGAUUGAGUUCGAUAGUGCAAAAUUUUGUUGCUUUUACUAUAAUUUUAUUGUGUGUUUGAGGCAGAUAGAAUUAAAUGUAGAUUUAUUAAUUGGUUCAAAGCAGCUAAAGCUCAUUUAAGAUAAUUUAUUGUUUUACCUU